AUGUCGCCUCCUCGUAAAAUGCUCAAGUGGGAGGAGGUCGUUGAUUACGCAUUCCUGGCAGACUUUGAUCUGCUGCGUGAUGCACGUGCAGACAUUUCUCAAUCCCUUUGGUCUUCACCUGCAGCUCGCAGUGCGAUGGACCUUCACUUCAAGAUCUGUCACGCACAAGAGGAAAUUUUUCGGUUGAAUAUUGAGGUCUGUCGCCUUGUGACAUAUAUUCACGAUGAAGAUAAUUAUCUACGGAUGUCUGAGGAGCAGCUGAAGAAUACUAACCCAGGUCUCGCCCAUCAAAUUUCCAUUAUAUAUCUCAGCUCUCCGGCUUCAGCAGAACCGAGUGCCAGUGUACCAGCCGCACGAGUCCCUGCCAACAAGCAUGCUAACUACAUCUCUGCAUGUAACCCUCCAUAUCCUGUAGAUACAUUAGAGGACCUUGAGGAGGAGGAGGAGGAGGAGGAGGAGGUGGAGGAUGAGAUAGCAGAGGAGGCCUCGAGAAGGCUGCAGGAUGUCCUGUUCAUUACUCAAGACCUUUCACGGCUUGAACUUUCUGACCAUGCUGACUUGGAGUAG
Suillus clintonianus is the source of this 567-nucleotide messenger RNA. RefSeq lists its product as uncharacterized. The coding region runs from base 1 to 567 and encodes 188 amino acids. The transcript has 2 exons. The record is from RefSeq and is a predicted model, not a curated record. Lineage: Eukaryota; Fungi; Basidiomycota; Agaricomycetes; Boletales; Suillaceae.